AAUUAUUCAUGUUUAAUUCCGAACGGUCGUAUUUAGAAACCGUAAUACAUACAUGGUGCAAUAGUUACUUAGUGCCCAUCAUAGCCCCAUGGACAAAAGAGAAUCGCACAAAUGAACUCCAACCUAAAUAAACAACUGCAAUAAAUGUACCGCACAUAUAUUAUAUAAAUACGAAUAUCACACUCAAACACAAGUUUAAGAAAUUACAUAAGAUAAAAAAGAAAGACACGCACAGCUCCGAGAAUUACAUUUUGAUUAAAUAAUUGGUGAAAUAUAGAGGUGUUGAAUAGUAAACCUGAGUAAUGGGGCCACCACGUGAUUACACUACCAAUCUCCCUCCUCCUCUUCCUCCGCUACGCCCCUUCUCUCUCCUCUCUCAACUUUCACCAUUCUACUACAGUUAAACACACAAGUCCCAUUCAUUCUUCCAAUUACGUUUUCUCUUUUACGUCCCAUCACCACCACUCUCAACCCCUCUUUUCCCAUUUCACACUCUCUCUCUUUCUCUCUCAUCCCAAUCAACAAUACGGAAGAUCGUAUCUAUUGAUCAACACCAAACCCCUCCCGCUGAUCGACUAUGGACUCCGCAUCCGGAGCCGAGCCGGGGCCGUCCGGCGGGUCAACGGCGGCGCCGAGCCGGUAUGAGUCGCAGAAGCGGCGUGACUGGAACACGUUCCUGCAGUACCUGAAGAACCACAAGCCGCCGCUGACGCUGGCGCGGUGCAGCGGCGCGCACGUGAUCGAGUUCCUCAAGUACCUCGACCAGUUCGGGAAGACGAAGGUGCACGCCGCGGAGUGCCCCCACUUCGGGCAGCCCAGCCCCCCCACCCCAUGCGCCUGCCCCUCCAAACAGGCCUGGGGCAGCCUCGACGCCCUCAUCGGCCGCCUCCGCGCCGCCUACGAGGAGCACGGCGGCAAGCCCGACUCCAACCCCUUCGGCGCUAAGGCCGUCAGGAUUUAUCUUAGAGAAGUCAGACAGACUCAGGCCAAAGCUCGAGGGAUUCCCUACGAGAAAAAGAAGCGUAAGAGACCCUCCUCUGCUGCAACGCCGCCCGAUCUUGCCGGCGCCAGCGCCCCCGCCGCCGAUGAUUGAUGCAGGGUCAGAUUCUUCUUCCCGAUACUUAGUAAAACAUGCUAGUAGUAUGUAUAGGCUUUUAGUAGUUACUACCAAUUCUUUAUAGUAAUAUUUUUAAAACCUUUUUUUAAGUCUUCAUUGUAAAUUAUGGAUUAAUUGUAUGUUUAUAUAUAUAUAUAUAUAGACGGCUAGAAAUGGGAUGCUUUUUAGCUAAUAAAA
Molecule: messenger RNA, 1294 nt
Organism: Salvia miltiorrhiza (redroot sage)
Lineage: Eukaryota; Viridiplantae; Streptophyta; Magnoliopsida; Lamiales; Lamiaceae
Product: protein LIGHT-DEPENDENT SHORT HYPOCOTYLS 6-like
Exons: 1
Coding region: 578-1093 (171 amino acids)
Biological process (GO): response to light stimulus; mRNA transcription
Cellular component (GO): nucleus
Source: RefSeq, a predicted model, not a curated record